Molecule: messenger RNA, 393 nt
Organism: Caenorhabditis sp. 36 PRJEB53466
Lineage: Eukaryota; Metazoa; Nematoda; Chromadorea; Rhabditida; Rhabditidae
Source: the annotation of a GenBank genome assembly
AUGUGGUUCUCUCUACCGUGCUUUUUUGUGGUGUCAUCUUGUGAAGUGGUACUUUUAGUGCCGGAACUCGAAAAGGAAUCGUUUGAAGUGACAGAUGACGUUGAUGGAUGUGCGGAGAAAUUGAAUGUGAGAGAAGGAAAGAACGAGACUCCUAGUUGCUCGGAGACGGAUGAGAAAGUGCUGGUGGUGGUUGGAGACGUGGAAGAUGAAAAGGAUUCGGUUGGAGACGUGGAUGAAGAAGCGCUGGAUUCAGUUAAAAACGUGGAAGACGAGUCGGAUUCAGUUGGAGACGUGGAUGAAGAAGCGCUGGAUUCAGUUGGAGACGAGGAAGACGAGUCGGAUUCAGUUGUAGACGUGGAAGAUGAAAAGGAUUCAGUUGUAGAAGUGGAAUAA